Molecule: messenger RNA, 810 nt
Organism: Bombina bombina (fire-bellied toad)
Lineage: Eukaryota; Metazoa; Chordata; Amphibia; Anura; Bombinatoridae
Gene: STRA8
Product: stimulated by retinoic acid 8
Exons: 5
Coding region: 1-810 (269 amino acids)
Biological process (GO): meiotic cell cycle; cellular response to retinoic acid
Molecular function (GO): protein dimerization activity
Source: RefSeq, a predicted model, not a curated record
AUGGACACAAAUAUUGAAGGAAGCAGAAAAACAGCGAGACGCCGCAAGGAGAGGGGCAAAGAACCAGCAAAGAAGUAUCCGUCAAAGAGACGCAAUCCAGUCUCACAGCUCAUCAACCAACUGAGGCAGACUGUGUUCCCUGAUUCUGACACUCGUGCAACAAAGCCUCAAGUUCUGCGUCAAACUAAACAUUAUAUUCAGCAACUUGAAAGUACUCUGGAUACACUCCUAAAGAUGAAAGAACCUGUCUUUAAUGUGUCCAUUAUAGAUCAUUUCCACCCUGAAGAACAUAUUCCAUGCAGCUUGGAAGAUGUAAAGGAGGAAUACUUGCAGAUUUGCUGCAGUGAAUACAGUGCCGUGCCAGAGAUAGAAGGAACUUCAGAAAAUGCAGCUGCGGUCUGGUAUCUCACACAAGAGUAUGAAAAUGAUCCAAAAAUUGUAGUGGAGACAAAAACUGAACAACCUCAGUCUCCAGUCUCCUCGUCACCAGAUCUCAUGGAAUUUGAAAGGUAUCUACACUUCUACCAGCAGACUGUGGAGAUGUUAGUGGAGAAUGGAUUAGUGUCCUCAGAACAGGUCACACACCAUGUGGUCUCCAAAGCUAUAUCCAAUCUUUGGCAAGAGCUUUUGCACGAGGGUAAAGCAGACAUGUUCCAGAGUUAUAUCCAGCAGUUUAAAAGAUCUGCUUGUUCACUACCUUACCCAAAAGAGACAGUUUACACAGAGGCUUGUGUACGAGAUAGUGGAGCUGAUAGCCAGGAGGCCACUAGCUCUUUCUUAUCUUCUACCCCGGAAGAGGUACAUGAGUAA